Messenger RNA from Mizuhopecten yessoensis (Yesso scallop), 2617 nucleotides. Its product is annotated as putative thiamine transporter SLC35F3. The transcript has 9 exons. NCBI's taxonomy places the organism in Eukaryota, Metazoa, Mollusca, Bivalvia, Pectinida, Pectinidae. The coding region runs from base 368 to 1516 and encodes 382 amino acids. The record is from RefSeq and is a predicted model, not a curated record.
UUUGACUCGUAAGCAGACGAAUAUCAGUUGCAGACGACAUCAAUACGCUGACCUCCAUGGACGUCGUAUAUGGCGGGAGUUGUGUUUUAAUACGUUUCCUGGACACUACAGGUAAAACCCGAGCGUGUGUAUACGGUACCAAUGACAAUAGGCAAUGGCUGAAUCGUGAACACUAAUUAGGCUACUGCCUACUCCUAUCCACCAGGCUAACGGAUGCCGUUCCAGUCGACCAUUGCGCUAUCCUCGUUGUUAAGUGUACCUACUACCAUGUAAUGAAUCUUUUCGCAGAGAAGCUGAGGGAGGGAGGUGAUUAGGUGUGCCUCAUGUGUAGUACCAGGGCAUCGUGAUCAACGGGUACUCGGCUAUAAUGAGCACAAGUGCAGAGACUUCCGAGAGUGCCACGAAUCCUACGACAAUUGACGCUUCUACAAGGCUAAAAAAUAUCCUCUACAGCGCUCUACUGAUGGUCGCUGUCGCGUGCUUUUGGACGGUUGGUACUCAGUUUGCGCGGGAAACAUACAUUCCUGGUCAGUUCGAGGCUCCCUUUCUAGUGACGUUCAUAACGACAGGUUGGCUGAUACUGUUUUACCCUAUAUAUGUGGCCGUUAAGUUUGUAUACAAGAAGAGACAGACCAAGCCACUCCAGGAAUUGAGAUGUCAUGUACGACUUUACUACACCGACGGAGAGCAACACAUCCGACAAUAUAUCGGAUUUUCGGCCUUGUUUUGUAUCCUUUGGAGCCUAAUACAGUACACCUACAUCCGGGCGCUUGACCCGAAGCUCCUUUCACCGACUGGCGUUGCAGCCCUUUAUUCCACAUAUCACAGUUUUGUGUAUCUGCUGUCCUGGAUCGUACUGUUCGAUAAAUUCGUAGCUAUCAGGAUUUUAGCUAUGAUCUUCGCAAUAUCCGGUAUGGUGCUUUCUGCGUACGCAGGCGGUUUCGGAUCUACUUCGAUGUGGGGUGUAAUUUUGUCUGCUGCGGCCUCCGCUACCAUGUCCGUGUUUAAGGUUUUAUAUAAGAAGUUUCUUGGAAGUCCUGACUACGGUCAAAUUUCCUUUUUCACAAGUCUCAUCGGUGUUGGGAACGUAUUAUGUAUUUGGCCAGUGCUGCUAACUUUAUGUUUGACGAAGACAGAACUGAUCACAUACGAGAUAAUUCCCUGGGGUUACAUCACAGGGUCAUCCAUCUCUGUCUGUGUCCUGCAUAUGCUUUUACACUACGUCGAACCGGCGUUGUAUGACGUGUUCAUAGGUUUGGGUUUCCUCCUUGGAAUCUUCAUGAGUGCAUUUGUCGACUACAUAUGGCGAGGGAUACACUUCAGUGGGAUGGAGGUUGCUGCGGUUAUAUUGACUUCAUUCGGCAUUCUCCUAGUGUCCCUCCCCGAUCAGUGUCCGACCGACUUCAGCACAGUGACCACAUGGUGUCGACGUAGAAAAAGAUGUGAUGUCCGUGGCACGGCCCAGCCACAGAAUGACACGCAGGGCUCAAGAUGGCGACGGACCACGAAAAUAUGAUGAUCUGGACAAAACAGUGGUCACAUAGUGUCGAAGUCGAAAAGAUGUGAUGUCCGUGGCUCGGUUGCAGCCAACAAAUGACACACAGGGCUCAAGAUGGCGACAGACCACAAAAACGUGAUAAGCUGAACAAGACAGUGGUCACAUGGUGUCGACGUCGAAAAGAUGUGAUGUACGUGGCUCGGUGCAGCCAAAAUGACACGCAGGGCUCAAGAUGACUACGGACCACAAACACGUGACGAGUCAAACAAUUACUUGCCAAUUAAUGUACAUGACUCGAGUUUGUCAGAGAACUUACAGAAAAUAACCAUAAAAGCAUAAAAAAUAAAUUUCAAAAAGACAAUUCUAAAAUCUACCCAUAUACUGUUUAGGCCAAAUGAUUGGUGAUGUUCAAUUAUUUAAGAAUGUAAAAUAUCUUUUGUGUUGUAUAAAAUAGAAUUGCCUCAUAUAACGCGAAUUGCAUUUUUUGCGUGUUAACUUCAAGCAACGUAUUCCCGAACAUUGUUUUCAGUUUCAAAUGAUUCUUAUCAUAAAAGCUAUGUUUAUUUCGCAAAGAUUUGUAUCUACCAAUUUUAUAUCUAUCUACCAAGCACAUCAACCUCCCAAUCUUCCAAACAAGAUAUAUACAUAUCUAUCUUUUGUAUAUAGACAGAUGUACAUUAGCAAAAAAAACAUUGUCCGUAAUGUUUCAGAAAUUCUUAAACAUGCAAAUAGAAAAAAAUUUAGGAAUAACACUUAUGUUAUCAUUGUUAUGACGCAUGCCGCAUACUUUAUUUAGAUUUGUGUUGUUAAAUAUUUCUAUGUUUUUCAUAAGUUCUCGCAUGGUGCAUACUUUAAAUUGCCAAUCAGCAUUACUUUAGUGUAUUCUAUAGCACAGUUCCUAUAUUUCUAGAGGUGUAGUGAAAACAGGGACGUAACUCGAAUGCAAUUGCAUAGUGUUUUUUUCUCAAAAAGAGUGGUAAUUUGUUAAAUAUUAUAUUUAUUUUUGUAUGAAAUGAGAGAUGAAUUGACUGUUGGUACAUUAAACUCGCAUGAUGUUAUUUAUUGGAAAUAUUUGUUUCUGUGAAAAUGCAUAGGUUGAACAUAUAUAUGUAUACAUUA